AAGGAGGGACCCAGACUGCAGUGGGGCGGCCCCGCCCUCCCCGGGGUGUGCACCUCAUCCCUGUGUCACCCGUCAACCUGUUUGGCCAGGCCCGGGCAGGUCUGAGGAUGGGUGGGGAGCCCUGAGCCGCCCCACCUUCUCUCCUCCUCCUCCUCCGCCGCCCCGCCCUGGGCCUGGCGCUCAGGCCUCGCUGAGCUGGGCCACCCGGGUGCCCGAGGCCAGGAGAUCGGGGGUCUCUAGGGGGUGGCCCCUUCGCGCCCGGCUGCCAGGAGGCCUCCCCGGAGCCGACCGGGGGGGGUGCCCUCCCCAAGGGGGCCGGGGCCAUGCCGCCUGGCGCCCUCUGAGGCCCCGACCAUGGCCCGCUCGCUGACCUGGCGCUGCUGCCCCUGGUGCCUGACUGAGGACGAGAAGACAGCCGCCCGGAUCGACCAGGAGAUCAACAAGAUCCUCCUGGAACAAAAGAAGCGGGACCGCGGGGAGCUGAAGCUACUGCUGCUGGGCACGGGCGAGAGCGGGAAAAGCACGUUCAUCAAGCAGAUGCGGAUCAUCCACGGGGCGGGCUACUCCGAGGAGGACCGCAAGGCCUUCCGGCCCCUGGUCUACCAGAACAUCUUCGUGUCCAUGCGCGCCAUGCUCGAGGCCAUGGACCGGCUGCAGAUCCCCUUCAGCAGGCCCGAGAGCAAGCACUACGCCAGCGUGGUCAUGAGCCAAGACCCCUACAAGGUGACCACGUUCGAGAAGCGCUGCGCGGUGGCCAUGCAGUGGCUGUGGAGGGACGCCGGGGUCCGGGCCUGCUAUGAGCGCCGGCGGGAGUUCCAGCUGCUCGACUCGGCCGUGUACUACCUGUCCCACCUGGAGCGCAUAACCGAGGAAGGCUACAUCCCCACGGCGCAGGACGUGCUCCGCAGCCGCAUGCCCACCACCGGCAUCAACGAGUACUGCUUCUCCGUGCAGAAAACCAACCUGCGGAUCGUGGACGUCGGGGGCCAGAAAUCAGAACGCAAGAAGUGGAUCCACUGCUUCGAGAACGUGAUCGCCCUCAUCUACCUGGCCUCGCUGAGCGAGUAUGACCAGUGUCUGGAGGAAAAUAACCAAGAGAACCGAAUGAAGGAGAGCCUGGCCCUGUUUGGGACCAUUCUGGAACUGCCCUGGUUCAAAAGCACCUCCAUCAUCCUCUUCCUCAACAAAACCGACAUCCUGGAGGAGAAGAUCCCCACCUCUCACCUGGCUACCUACUUUCCCAGCUUCCAGGGCCCGAAGCAGGACGCGGAGGCGGCCAAGCACUUCAUCCGGGACAUGUACGUCGGCAUGUACGCCGGCUGCAUGGACGGCGCCGACGGGGACCAGAAGGGCCUGCGCUCCCGGCGCCUCUUCAGCCACUACACGUGCGCCACGGACACGCAGAACAUCCGCAAGGUCUUCAAGGACGUGCGGGACUCGGUCCUGGCCAGAUACCUGGACGAGAUCAACCUGCUGUGACCCAGGCCCCGCCGCCCCCGGGCUCGGACCGCACAUGGCAGGCGGGACCUGCGGGCGAGUGGGCAGGAGGUCCGCCCGGAUGCCCCUUGGGGCUCCAGCCCCAGGCUCAGGUGGCAGAAGGGCCACGAGAGAGUCGGAGAUGGAAAGCUGGUCGCCGCCCAGUCCCUGCUCUGCCUCCCUUGACUCAGUUUACCUCCCUGGAGAGGGAGCACUUGGGAUGCCAGGGUGGAGGAAAAGGUGAAGAGAGCAGGGGACUGAGGACUUGGUGGGUGGAGGACAGACCCCACAGCCGGGUAUGUCCACUCCUGGGCCGGGGUAUGUCCCCUCCCUGGGACCCCCUGGGGGUGAUGCACACGCCCCAGGACCGGGGGAGUGGUCCUCCAGGCGGAGGGAUGUGGACUCUGGCGCCCCCUAGCGGACAGGAGGCGACACCUUCCAGCCUGAGGCCUGGGUACCGCUGGCACUUCCCUUUUCUGCGGGGGAAGACACCCCUGGAAGACGCUGCCCUUUCAGAGCCUCAUGGUUCCAAGUGUGUCCUGCCCCAGUUUGCAGACGAGGGAAACCGAGGUCCACAGGCAUCCCCGCUCUUUCCCAGGCUGGGAUCCAGGCUCCCUGCAUCUUAACAUCCUUUGGUAUUUAUUCCCUCACCUUCUGCUGGGCCCCUUGCCUGGGGGACAUUAAAGGAUGACAUUCUGGA
Messenger RNA from Diceros bicornis minor, 2176 nucleotides. RefSeq names its product G protein subunit alpha 15 (gene GNA15). Gene Ontology annotation, cellular component: heterotrimeric G-protein complex. Gene Ontology annotation, biological process: action potential; adenylate cyclase-modulating G protein-coupled receptor signaling pathway; phospholipase C-activating dopamine receptor signaling pathway. Bases 355 to 1479 code for a protein of 374 amino acids. NCBI's taxonomy places the organism in Eukaryota, Metazoa, Chordata, Mammalia, Perissodactyla, Rhinocerotidae. The record is from RefSeq and is a predicted model, not a curated record. The transcript has 7 exons. Gene Ontology annotation, molecular function: GTPase activity; G protein-coupled receptor binding; G-protein beta/gamma-subunit complex binding.